AUGAGUUUUGAGCCAGAGACGAAGAAGCAGAAACUUUCUGCGCAUUGUUCGAUAAAGAAUUUUAAUCUGGAAGAUCGUUUAAAUGGCAUUUUAUGCUGUGCCGUUUGUCUUGACUUGCCCAGGACAUGUUUUCAGUGUAUAAAUGGUCACUUGAUGUGUUCUGGAUGUUUCAAUCAUCUUCUUGCUGAUGCGAGACUUAAAGAUGAAACACCAACUUGCCCAAACUGCCGAUGUGAAAUCAGUAAGAAUUCGUGCACUCGAAACCUGGCUGUAGAGAAUGCAGCAUCUGAGCUUCCCUUAGAGUGUAAAUUCUGCAACCAGAGUCUGCCUAGAAAUAAAUUGGAAUACCACGAAAAAGAACUCUGUCAAGAACGGCCAUCAAUAUGUAAAUAUUCAAGAAUUGGCUGUCCCUGGCGUGGACCUUACCAUGAAAUAUGGGAACAUGAAUCUUCAUGUAUUCACCCAGAGAAAACAGGGGCUGAAAUAAUGGAUGCCAUGAAAACUGUUGAUGCCAAACAGACAGAAGAGAAGAAAUCGUUUGGAUCAAUAUUCAAUCUACUUUCAUUGGAAAAGAUCACUUUCAAUGAUUUACAACUAAAACCAUACCGUACUGAUGAUUUUAUAGCCAAAUUAUUUUAUGAAACCAGUCGUUUCUCAGCUUUCAAUCAUCAAUGGGUAAUCAAAGCUCGAGCAAACCAAGACCAGAAAUAUCCUACCCAGACCUGUUCACGAUCAGUUACGUAUCAACUUAUACUGAAAUCUAAGAUUACAACUCCUAUUCGACUACAUUACCUUGUAUUAAAAGGACCACAUAGUGAAGCUAAAGUCAAACCAACCAUUUAUGAACAUGAAUUUUCGGCAGACAGUACUGAAUCUGAAAAUCGUGAAUUUCCAUUACUUGAUGCUAAUGAAUGUAAUAAGGUGUUAGCAGGGAAGACCAUCAAUUUCAGGGUCAUUUUAUUUCAAGUAACUCAAUAA
Molecule: messenger RNA, 978 nt
Organism: Lottia gigantea (owl limpet)
Lineage: Eukaryota; Metazoa; Mollusca; Gastropoda; Lottiidae
Exons: 4
Coding region: 1-978 (325 amino acids)
Cellular component (GO): nucleus
Molecular function (GO): zinc ion binding
Source: RefSeq, a predicted model, not a curated record